AUGGCUGUAACAUCAACCAGCCAUUCCUGUUUUAUGUGGAAGGUGAAGAGGGACGAAGGACACAGAGGUGUUUCAAGAUUGCUUGCAAGGAGUUAACAUGCAGGACCUUGCAUUUUAUUGAUCACGGUGAGGCUGGUUAGAUAAAGAAAUAGUCUUCUACUAUUUCUUUUAUUUCAAAUGUGUAAAGAGACAUGUAACCCCAUCAAAUGACGAAAAUUGUCUUGGUCUUAAGAUUAUAGGUGUUAUAGAAUCAUCUCACCUGGACUCUUUAGUGACUCUUUAGUGACUGGUUGACUGCUAAAAAAUGUGGGGAAAACAUAACAUUUCAAACAACAACAAAAAAACAACCGCUGUCUUAUCACUAGAAUACUAAGUUGAAAGACGCUUACUAUUCCGGAUUGUUCACAUUUAUAUGGGACUGUUGCUAAAUAGGAAGCAGAAAUUUAAUUAAUGUCCCGCUAAACUUUGAAUGAGAGGUAUCAUUGUAUUUACAAUUUACAAUUUGCACAAAGGCCUUUUUUAAAGAAAAAAAUAUUAGUAGAAGAACCGCCAGUACUAACAAAUCUCUAUUUUCAACUACAAGAGGCAGGAGAAGAAGAAGGAAAAGAAGAAGAAGAGGAGGGGGACGAGAAAGUUGUAAAAUCCCACAUCCAAUCCACAGAGGACGAAAUAAGUAAAUUAUGUCAAGGUAUGUUACUCAUCUUAUAUUAUUGCGCGCUCUAUAUAAUGGAACGUUUUUCUUAAUCAAACAUCUCCUUUGAUUCUUUUAUGAACAAAGCAUAAUGCAUGCCUGAUGAUGAACGUUUAGUUUGUCUAGGAAGAAAAUUGUAUUUGAUUAAAAAAGAAAAACGUAGGCCGCAUUUAUAAGAGUGACGUUUGUGGUUUUAAUUUUAACUUCAGAUUUCAAAGUUGAGGAAAUGUUCUCUCCUGUGGAAACGUCAAAUCCGACCAAACCAGGAAGAAAUGAAGGUGAGAUACAGGUAGUUACAGUAAUUUUAUUAUGUUAAAAAUUUGACUUUGGGUUCCGUCCUGUUAUCCUUAGUUUCGUUCCUUUAGCUUCACUCAUGCCCGUCCUUUCUUUUGCAGAUGACGCCAACAACAAAGAAGAACUACAUGGAGAUGACCCCUGGCAAAUGGAAAGCUUUCCAAAUGGUUAGUGAAACUUUGAUGUGGUAAAGGGGGAUUAUCGAAGUCCUUUCAUAAUUCCCAAAAAUAACAGUCACAAUGAGAAUCAUGCUCACGUCGAAAGAAGUCUUUAUAUCUCAUUAAUUUUCUGAGUUAACCCUGAGUCAUGGAAAUACUUUAUACCACCGUCAUUAAGGGUGGGAAGAGAGUAUUGCACCAUGCGUGUGUGAGUAGAGACCUUGCAAUUAACUUUCUGUUUAUUUUCCUUUCCCCACAAGGGUUAUUCCUAUGCAUUGAAGCAAUCCGUCAUAGCCAAGGGGAAUGAUUGCUCAAAUGUUAGUGGGUUCAGGUGAGUACAGCAUGAGUGCAUACAGCCAUGAAACAUUUUUCUAGUUGACAUAAGGGUGCUUUUACAUACACUGCUUACGGGUGAAAUAAGGUGUUUGUCGAUGUUACUUUAAUAAUGUAGGGGUACAGAUUUUGAGAGAGUCAAGGUACCCACCACCGAAAAAAAUAGAAUAAACUGAAUAAAUAUUCAUGAUAACGAAGAGAAGCACACAUAAUAAAGCAGACUGAGCAAAAAUGUACCCUAACAAUAAGACAGAUUUUUUUAAAAUAUAGUUCUAAUUUAACAUGCAAUCUCGUUGGUUGAAUAAGCUUGUUAUGUACUCAUCUAGAGUAUAUAAAACACGGAGGAAAAGAUGUAAUGCUAUUUACCCAGUGUUUUUAUUUGUUUGGAACAUUUGAAAGUAACAAACGUGGAAUUUCAACUUUCAACUUCAACUUUAUUUAAAUUUGGAAAUAUAGCAAAAGAUACAUUGGGACUGGCCUGCAGUUAGCAAGGCUAUUCGAGGCAGGCCAGGCUACAUAAUUUACAACAAACUAGACAAAUACAAAGAAAUUAGUCGUUAUUUAAGAAUAUAUAUUUUACAUUAGAUAGAUACUAUUCUACUUCAAUGCAAGGACAAUAUUAAAGUGAAAUUUUAAAAAUAAAAUAAAAUGAAAAUAAAGGACAAGAGAAUUACUUUUUCAUUUUCACUAUGAUCGUAUCCACAUAAAUAUAGGAGUCUUCAGUUUCAAGGAAAUCGAGUAGCAUUUCUUUUAGUGAUCUUUUAAAAGCCUUUUCCGGUCUUUCUUUAAGAAUUGGAGGUAUCCCAUUCCAAAUUUUGACCCCAACACGCGAAAAAGCAUUUUGUUUGACAUUGAGCCGAGAUUCUUUAGUAUAAAAAUGUUCAGAGGUUGAGGUAAGUGUUGUAAGUAUGAACACUAGAAAUUCGAGAGAAGAGUUUCUAAAUAUUAUCCGGAGCAGUGUUUAUAUUUACAUCAUACAUAAGACUACAAAGGGAUUCAUAAUAUAGAGACUGUAAAGGUAGAAUUUUUGCAUCGACAAAAAAAGGUAUUGCGUGGUCAUUUGUUUCAGCAAAAUAUAUUAAACGCAGUGUGCGUUUUUGAAGGACAAGAAUUCGGUCAAGGAAAGUUUUACACGCGUUGCCCCAAGAGAUAAGACCGUAAGUUAGAUAAGGUGUAAUUAGUGACUGAUAAAUAUUUAAGAGAAUUUAACUGAUUCUUUAUAUUAAAACAAAUAAAAAGGCCUUGGCCAGGCUCUAUUCUGACAUAAAGCAUUUUGGAAGCAGCGGUAGAGUGCUCGAGAAGAAGCUGGGGAGAAAAACUUGUGUCAUGUACGUGUCGAGAUUUCCCCUUCACUUCUUGAAUGCUCUAGCCACUUCCUGCUUCAGGCGUGCUUUAACAGUUUUCUGUAAUUUCUUUAUAACUUUCUUAAUACGGCAGAUACAGAGACAUCCGAUAAUGAUUCAGAUUCCGAGGAGGAAACCAGAAGUGAACGAGGUAAUUUCAAUCGAAGCGAAAAUGAUGAAAGGCUUUAAUUUAUGAAUAUGUGUGUAAUUUGUAUUAUGUUUUAAGCAUGGUAUAUUCCUCCCUGCUUGAAAGAAAUAAUUAAUUGGUAUAUAUGUUGAAACAUACGAAAAGUAAAAUUUUUUUUUUCUGCCAAGAAAUGCGCAUAUCUUUCCUUUUAAUGAGUAUAUCACCGCAGUUUGCAUUUUGUUUCUUCUUAAGCUAAGAUGGCAAAAAGGUACCUACGAUUUGGUUAUCCAGGCACGGGGAAUAAUAAAUCAAUUUCCGGCUUUUUCUAUCUAACUUUCCCAAUAAACAGCAGAUAAACAGCCUUCUGAGUGUUCUAAAGCAGACGAUUGUCAGGAGUUGUCUCAAGCAAGUGAUGGUAAGUUUAUGCAAAGCAAAAACGUAUGAAAGGUGUUUACUGGCUAAAGUGGGUUUUAAAGUCAGAAAACUGUUCAGAAUAAUUCUAUUAUUUUGUAACUACAGUAGUGGAUCAAGACAUAAUUAACGAAUUAUGCUAAAUAGAAGAGAAAGCAGUGAUUACAUAAUAUGCUCAAACAGAUUUUAUUCUGAUCAGGCACCCCAUCCUUUUUUUUAAUUUUGGCCAUACCUUUUGUCUUUACCUAAACUGAAAACCAGCCAUAUCAGAAGGCGUUGUUGGAUAAUCAAUUUUUUCUUUGAAUAAGUAGCAGAAAAAAUUUAAUGUGCAAGUAACCUUUCCUUCAAAAUCUUAACCUAUCUACAAACUAUGUUUAUACAUUGAUAUGCUGCUAUGAUCCACUUCAGGCAUUGAAUAUAACUCUCACAUCACCGGGGCCAUUGGGGUGACCCAAAGGGUACCCAAAGGUACGUUUAUGUUAUUUUUUCUAUAUCUCUUUGAAUCUCUAUCAGCAAGGAGCUGUAUAAUUAAUUCUACUGUGAGCCGAAGUUAAAAAAAUAAAUUAUUGAUAUACAAUUUCCAUACCAAGUUAUUUUGUUAUUCCCAAAUCGUUUGCAUUUUGAAUUUACAUUGUUAGGAAAAGAGUCAGCAACAGACAUGUGUGUCUUGUGCCAUGAAAAGACCCCGCCGGGGAAGAAAACCCCAAUGAUCGACUGGGUGGAGCGUUCGUUGUGUCUCAAAUGGUAUCACUAGUAAGUAAAUAAAUAUGUCAAUCCAAGAAUGCAAUAUUAAAUUAAACAGUGAUGAACACAAUACACUACUACUACUAAUACUACUACUGAAUAAGUUAGUUCUGAAAUUAAUCUGUUCAUGUCACAAUGUACGCGACACACUACUCUUGGUAAGUAAAAUAUAACCUAAUAUUACCUGUAUUGAAUUAGAGUAUACUCUUUGCUUUGCUUGGUAAUUUAUAAUUUUAGAAAUCAACAUUAGCUUUUGUAAUACUGUAAGAUGUUACGCUCAUUUUGAUAAACAAUCUACCACUAAUACUACAAUAUUACUCCUACUAAAUCACAUCCCAACGCAUAGUAUAUUUCUCCUUUGAAAGCGUGUAUUUGACAAUUUACUCACGCGAUCAACAUAUGUUUUUUGGCUUAUUCUUUUUCUUUAGCCGAAGUGCAGGGGUGAAAACUAAGCCACUUGGGGACUGGUGGUUGCAACGACUGCACAAUUGGCAAAAUGUCCGAUUGUCAUAGAUCAGAAGAAGUUAGAACAAUUUCCCUACUGUUCACAUGAGCGAACUAAAAGUGUGGAAAAGAAAUAAAAUCAAGAUGUAUUAAUUCUAUUUGCAUGUAUCUUGCCCCUCACCUACCACAUUUAAAAUGACAAUACGGUAAUUAGUCGGAGACGGAGUGAAGGGGUUAAAGGGCGGCAGCGCUCAGUUAAUAAACAAGACGCUAUUGGAGUGUGCAUUUAGCCACCACGGUAUCACGCGUAUGUGAGGUUUCUUUGUGGCAGACACGCGAGUCUGUCCCAAUGAUUUUAAUAGCUCAUAUUCUAUACAUUAAAAUUCGAACAUGACUCCAAGGCUUUCUGGUCGUUUUUUACAAUUUUGUUUAGUUUUCUUUGUGCUAAAGACUCUUCUGGGAAUUGCGAGACAAUGGAGUAAAGAAAAAUUUGCAACUUUGACCCUAAAACCUCGCAGUCAUGUUGGAAUAUUUCGAACGCAGGCUAUUGUUAAGGGUUGAUUGAAAUGGGUGAAAAUGGAGGUGUCGACCUUUAGUGGACAUUGCUUAGUAUGUAAAUAGCUGGAAUUUUUCUCGGGAAUUCCUGACGUAAAAUGCUGCCAACGUGCAAAACUACCAGGAAAUGUCAUGGACCGGUAGCAACUUCCCUAUUACAAGUUGUAAGCGAACGUACAAGUGAUCUCUCACUUUCUUUCCUUGGACCUUUCUCUUGCCUCUCCUUCUUGCGAGCCACUCACGCAUUACUUCUCUCCAUAUCCUUGCUGCAUCAGCCAAAUCCAAUGCAUGCAUUUCUUACCCCAGGAGUUUGCCAUCCAAAGCCCAAGAAAUGCUAAUGCCCGCGGAUUGGCGCGGGGGUCUGGGUGCAUUUAGAUUUGACUAAUGCAUUAAAUGAAGAGCUUGCUCGAAGGCAUGCACAUUUUGUCGCGUGUACAUUUUGUCGGACAACCUUUCUCGAAAUAGCUGUAUACCCUAAAAGCAUAUGUCAAGUGUAGAAAUUGCCUUUGGUUCUUGACAUUUGGGCAACAGGGCAGCAAGGGCAAUAUGAGCAGCAAGGCAACAGGGCAACAAGGCAGCAGGGCACCUACAAUCGGCGACAAAAUGAGUUGAGACACUUUCCCAAAACUGGGCUUUUUUACGUUUUAUUAACUUCAAAAGGAGGAAAUAUAGCUUUCCUCCCCCAUCCCCUUGGUGCAAUGUUGUGCCCUUGUUCUAGCUGCCUAUAGAAAACAACAAACACCCCAACUUUGAAUGGAGGGGACAGGGGAGGGGUGCGGAUUCUUUUGUUCUCCGAAAUUAUCCUAUUUAAGAACAAUGUCUCAACAAUUUUGUCGCCAACUGUCUGAAUCUCAAAAGUAGUCGUACGUCCUUUCAAAAGGUAAUUGAAUUCAUUUCUUUAUGCUGGGAUGUAAGACCCCUCAUGGCUUUUUAUUCGUUGUGUUCGACUUCAUCAUACCUAUUUUAGAACAAUUAGAAUAAGGUGAUUUCAUUGUUUUCAGUGCGUGACAUUUUGUGUCACGCUUAACCGUGCCUUGACAUCGUGCAAUGUGGCACGUCGCGCACGAUUUCUUAAUCUCUUCUUUAUCGAAACGCAUCGAAACAAAGAACAAAGUGAAAAGGAUAGAAAACUUAAUCACACUUAGUUUCCAGAGGAAAAUCAAUCAUUCGGUACGCAGGUAUGCUGCGUAAUUACUUGAAAACACUACCGAGUACAAAGAUUGUUAAAACUAAUUUUCCCUCGAAAAACACAGGAAAGGGAUUAUAUGGGUAUCUUAUCUAUCUUCUGAAAAACGACGCAGUGAAUAUAGUAAUCUCAACUAGUUACUGUCUCCUAACCGGUGCUAAUAAGACAACAAUGCAUAGAUUUCGAUUCAGACAAUCGGCGACAAAAUGAGUUGAGACACUUUCCCAAAACUGGGCUUUUUUACGUUUUAUUACCUCCAAAAGGAGGAAAUAUAGCUUUCCUCCCCCAUCCCCUCCGUGCAAUGUUGUACCCUUUUUCUAGCUGCCUAUAGAAAACAACAAACACCCCAACUUUGAAUGGAGGGGACAGCGGAGGGGUGCGGAUUCUUUUGUUCUCCGAAAUUAUCCUAUUUAAGAACAAUGUCUCAACAAUUUUGUCGCCAACUGUCUGAAUCUCAAAAGUAGUCGUACGUCCUUUCAAAAGGUAAUUGAAUUCAUUUCUUUAUGCUGGGAUGUAAGACCCCUCAUGGCUUUUUAUUCGUUGUGUUCGACUUCAUCAUACCUAUUUUAGAACAAUUAGAAUAAGGUGAUUUCAUUGUUUUCAGUGCGUGACAUUUUGUGUCACGCUUAACCGUGCCUUGACAUCGUGCAAUGUGGCACGUCGCGCACAAUUUCUUAAUCUCUUCUUUAUCGAAACGCAUCGAAACAAAGAACAAAGUGAAAAGGAUAGAAAACUUAAUCACACUUAGUUUCCAGAGGAAAAUCAAUCAUUCGGUACGCAGGUAUGCUGCGUAAUUACUUGAAAACGCUACCGAGUACAAAGAUUGUUAAAACUAAUUUUCCCUCGAAAAACACAGGAAAGGGAUUAUAUGGGUAUCUUAUCUAUCUUCUGAAAAACGACGCAGCGAAUAUAGUAAUCUCAACUAGUUACUGUCUCCUAACCGGUGCUAAUAAGACAACAAUGCAUAGAUUUCGAUUCAGACAAUCGGCGACAAAAUGAGUUGAGACACUUUCCCAAAACUGGGCUUUUUUACGUUUUAUUACCUCCAAAAGGAGGAAAUAUAGCUUUCCUCCCCCAUCCCCUCCGUGCAAUGUUGUACCCUUUUUCUAGCUGCCUAUAGAAAACAACAAACACCCCAACUUUGAAUGGAGGGGACAGCGGAGGGGUGCGGAUUCUUUUGUUCUCCAAAAUUAUCCUAUUUAAGAACAAUGUCUCAACAGUUUUGUCGCGGAUUGUAGGCAGCAGGGCACCCAGAGCAACAAGGCAACAGAGCAACAAGGCAACAGAGCAACAAGGCAACAAGGGCAACAAGGCAACAAGGGCAACAAGGGCAACAAAGCAACCAGGGCAACCAUGGCAACAGGGCAACCAUGGCAAACAGGGCAACAGGGUAACCAGAGCAACAAGGGCAACAAGGGC
Messenger RNA from Porites lobata, 7705 nucleotides. NCBI's taxonomy places the organism in Eukaryota, Metazoa, Cnidaria, Anthozoa, Scleractinia, Poritidae. The record is from the annotation of a GenBank genome assembly.